AUGCAGUCAAUCUCUCGAAAGUCCGAGUUGCCUUUUGUCAACGCCAUGACGCCACGGCCACAACCUUCCGGCCAUCGCACGCGGCUUCGCUCCGUUCCCGCUGACGAGAUGCAUGAUCUUCUCUGCGUGGGAUUCGGUCCGGCAUCGUUGGCCAUCGCCAUUGCGCUCCAUGAUGCCAUGGACCCGGCCCUGUCGCGCACCGCCUCGAGCUCCUCCUUCUCUCCCAAGGUGUGCUUCCUCGAACGUCAGCCACAAUUCGCCUGGCAUGCGGGCAUGUUGGUGCCUGGCUCGCGCAUGCAGAUCUCCUUCAUUAAGGAUCUGGCGACACUGCGAGACCCGCGUAGUAGCUUCACGUUCCUGAACUACCUCCACAACAAGAACCGACUGGUGCAUUUCACCAACCUGGGGACCUUCCUGCCCGCGCGGAUGGAGUUUGAGGAUUACAUGCGGUGGUGUGCACAGCGGUUCGAGGAGGUGGUGAGCUAUGGCGAAGAGGUCAUCGAGGUGGUGCCGGGAAGCAAGACCAACGGCGUGGUGGAUUACUUUGUCGUGCGGUCUCGGAAUAUCGAGACGGGUCAGAUCUCGGCAAGGAGAGCUCGCAAGGUGGUGGUGGCGCUGGGUGGAAAAGCUAAAAUGCCUCCUGGGUUUCCGCAAGAUACCCGAAUCAUGCACUCCUCCAAGUAUUGCACCGGUUUACCCAACGUCUUGAAGAACGAGUCGGCGCCAUAUAACAUCGCGGUGGUGGGUUCCGGACAGAGUGCGGCGGAGAUCUUCCAUGACCUGCAACGGCGGUAUCCCAACUGUCGCACGACGUUGAUUCUCCGCGAUACGGCUCUUCGGCCAAGCGAUGACUCUCCUUUCGUCAACGAAAUCUUCAACCCCGAACGUGUCGAACAAUUCUACCAACUACCGCAAGAAGAACGUCACGCCCGCAUCGCCAAAGACAAGGCCACCAACUACUCGGUCGUCCGCCUCGAACUCAUUGAAGAAAUCUACAACACCAUGUACCUCCAACGCAUCCGCAACCCCGACGAAUCCACCUGGCAGCACCGCAUCUUGCCCGAACGCAAGGUCGCUCGUAUCGAGCACCACCAUCCCGAUCGUCCCAUGCGCAUCCACGUCCGCUCCAUCAACGACGAAAACACGAGCCGUAAUGAGAUUCUGGACGUCGACGCUCUCAUGGUCGCCACCGGCUACCAGCGUGACGCGCACGAGCAACUUCUGGAGCAAGUGCGCGCGCUCCGGCCCGAAGGUCAAUCCGCUUGGGCUGCCGGGCGAGAUUAUCGCGUGGCACUGGAUGAGAAUAAGGUCAGCGCCGACGCAGGUAUCUGGUUGCAGGGAUGCAAUGAAAAGACUCAUGGAUUGAGUGAUAGUCUUUUGUCGAUUCUGGCAGUGCGCGGAGGCGAGAUUGUCAACUCGGUCUUUGGGGAGGAAUUGGAAUUACUGGAUGGUCAGACGGUGCAGGUGCAGGACACCCGAGUCCGGGCUAUGCUGUAA
Molecule: messenger RNA, 1497 nt
Organism: Penicillium oxalicum
Lineage: Eukaryota; Fungi; Ascomycota; Eurotiomycetes; Eurotiales; Aspergillaceae
Product: L-ornithine N(5)-monooxygenase
Exons: 2
Coding region: 1-1497 (498 amino acids)
Biological process (GO): intracellular iron ion homeostasis
Source: RefSeq, a predicted model, not a curated record